Myotis myotis is the source of this 972-nucleotide messenger RNA. RefSeq names its product olfactory receptor 10AC1-like. NCBI's taxonomy places the organism in Eukaryota, Metazoa, Chordata, Mammalia, Chiroptera, Vespertilionidae. The record is from RefSeq and is a predicted model, not a curated record. Bases 1 to 972 code for a protein of 323 amino acids. Gene Ontology annotation, cellular component: membrane. Gene Ontology annotation, molecular function: G protein-coupled receptor activity; olfactory receptor activity. Gene Ontology annotation, biological process: G protein-coupled receptor signaling pathway. The transcript has a single exon.
AUGCGCCCCUGGGCCAACGGGACCGCCCCCCGGGAGUUUGUGAUCCUGGGCUUCUCGGGGUGGCCCCCGUGGCUGCGGGCGCUGCUCUUUGCGCUGCUCCUGCCGCUCUACCUGGCCACGCUGGCGGGUAACCUGCUGAUCCUGGGCCUGGCGGCCGCCGACCCCGCCCUGCGCUCGCCCAUGUACUUCUUCCUGGGGGCGCUGUCGGCCGUGGAGGCGGCCUACUCGCUGGUGCUGACGCCGCGCAUGCUGGCCGGCUUCCUGCUGCCGCCCGGCGGCCAGGCCGUGGCGCCCUCCACCUGCGCCGCGCAGAUGGGCCUGUUCGUGGCGCUGGGCGGCUCCGAGUGCCUGCUGCUGGCCGCCAUGGCCCUGGACCGCUACCUGGCCAUCUGCCGCCCCCUCGACUACCCUCGGCUCAUGACCGGGGGGCUCUGCUGGGGCCUCCUGGCCUCCUGCUGCGCGGGGGGCUCCGUCCUGGCCCUGGGCCUCACCACGGCCAUCUUCCGGCUGCCCUUCUGCCGCGGCGGCGUGGUCAACCACGUGUUCUGCGACCUGCCGGCCGUGCUGGUGCUGGCCUGCGGGGACCGCGAGCUCCAGGAGCGCGUCCUGCUGGCCGCCUGCCUGCUGCUGCUCGUGCUGCCGCUCGCCCUGAUCCUGCUGUCCUACACGCGGGUGCUGGUCGUCAUCCUGGGCGUGGGGGGCGCCGCGGGCCGCCGCCGGGCCUUCCACACGGUGGGCUCGCACCUCACCGUGGCCGUGCUGCACUACGGCUGCGCCACCGCCAUGUACGCCAGGCCCCUGCGCAGCCGCUCCCUGGACGAGGACAAGCUGGUGUCCCUCGUCUACAUCAACCUCACGCCGCUGCUCUACCCGGCCAUCUACACGCUGCGGAACCGGGACGUGCGGGGCGCCCUGCAGCGGGUGGUCAGCCACGGGCCGCCAGGGGCCGGCCACCAGGCCGAUGGCACCUAA